UGUGUGUGUGUGUGUGUGUGUGUGUGUGUGUGUGUGUGUGUUUUGUAGACGAUCACGAAGCUGAUUCAAGAUAGAAUCCUCACAGGUUUUUACAUUUAACAUGACAGGCGCAAGCUGUGCAACUUUACAUUCAGACCAGAAGACUCUGUGGCAUUUUAACAGUCAAGGAAAUGAGUGAAAAAUCCUCGCCAGUAAAACUAUUCCUUUUAUUUCUGAUGGUAUAAAUCCUAUACAGUCAACUACUAAGCUAAUAGUGUGUGCUCCUCUUGUCCAAUAAAAGCUAAGUGGAUCCAUAAAGCUCUUCUUCAGCAAAUCAGGGUAAUAUUUUUCUUCUAUCUGACAUAUGUGAGGAAAUAUAUAAUCAAAAGAAAAUAUAUUUAUGUAUUCCAAUUAUUGUCGCCAUUCUUUACUCUGUACAAAAUAUUUUGUGUGUGUGUGUGUGUGUGUGUGUUAUGACUUGUCAAUGUCAAUCAAUAUAGUGCAAUGCUCGCUACACAAACUUAAAAAAGGCCAACAGACUUGUCACAAUAAUUCAACGCUUUCUCCCACAUCGGUAUUCAAACAUGCACAACCUGCAACAAUUUCCUCUCACAAAGGAUUUGACUCUGAUUUCCCGCCGUGAUCCAACUGAGGUUCGUCACAUGGUGCUGAUUACUUCCCCAAGAAAUCAUCCAAUACUUAAAAAUGGCAUCUGUAUUAGAUCCACUCACACAGAUAACAUGUGAUUAUUGUUCUCAAUAACGGUCAUCAGACCAGACUUCCCCUCCUGAUCAUUUGCAUUGAACUGUCCCUGUUGGACCAAUAAGAGGAACAUUGUUCCUCUGAACAACAGCAGAAUGGUGAUUUCUGUAUUAUUGAGCUGUAUGGUCGCUAUUGUUAGGUGUACCUUUAUUUCUUCUGUAAAAGUCAGACUCCUUGAUUUGAUACCAUUGAUACCAUUAUUCCAUCUGAGAGGCACAAAACAUUCACCAGAACUGCAAAAAUAAUUGCAUAUAUUUUGGUGUAUUGGGACAUUGCUUUUGGUGAUUUAAAUAGUGGAAUUUUCUUCUAAUGUUAAUAUGUUGGCGGUGAGAGAGGAAAUAUUUGGAAAUGCUUUAUUUCAUCAGUGUUUCUGUAAUUUUAGAAUAACUUCAAAGAGGAGUCUUUGAAAGUGAAAGUGCUACGCAGUUCAGUAAUGGAAAAACAAUUAAUUUAUAUACUAACAACUAAUCGAUUCUAGUUUUGGCAUAUUGGACUUACUUUCACCAGGUUACCAGAAACAUGACUACAUUAUUACUGUUUGAUAACAACAACAAAGUGAAAAAGAAUCAAGAAAUUACAAAUCUGUAAGAUGAGCAUUACCAAAUAUUAUUGUCUCAAUAAAUUGGGUUUGUAAAAACAAAAUACUAAAAUGACUUCACCUCCUGCUGGCUGUGUUGUCAGAUCUCAGAGUCUGGUUUUGAGUUUCUUUCGGGGCAUUUGAAAUGUUUCCUGUCUUGUUCGGACCCAUGUGGGCUACCCUGCUUGUCAAAACGCCUCCUCUUCAGAGGCUGUAUACUCACUAACCUGCACAUUUUUCCUAGUGUGAAGUAGAAAUGUACAGAAAUGUCCUCUGUGACAAAAACAAACAAACCUGCAGCAGGAAUAACGUUGCUGCAGGACGAUUUCCUGCAUAGCUCUGAGAGAAUCAAGUCUGGAUUUCUUUGCAGAUCGGGAAAUAAUUUGACCAAUGGAAAGCGUCUCCAUUGUUACUGCACUCUGAGUCGAAUGAUUUCAUACCUGCUGCUAUUGAAUGAGCACAAAAAGACUUACGUUUUUGGUUUAGUGUCCAUGACAAAAUUCAAAUAUUUAAUUUCCACACACCCCGUUUGUUUUUUUUUUUCCCCCCCUUUUUCCUACGACAGUUAAAAGACCAAGAGUGUUUCUCACCUUGCACUUGGUUUUUGAAUAUGAUGCCUGCUGAACCAGGUGCCUUAAUCAAAUAUUUGAGAACACAAAUCUGCACCUUCUGUCAGUCUGAAGGGGAUUCCCUACAGAAACAAGGGGCUGGGUUUCCCAAAGCCUAAACUUGAAGUACACAAAUUCAAUGAAAACCUAAUUUUAAUCCCAAAUCAAUAGAUUUUGUAUAACAGUCGGCCUUAAACGGCAGAUAUGCUGAUUGUCGUGUCUGCAUAGGAUUGACCUUUUAACGUAUAACUGAAGAAGAACAUCAAUGUCAACUCUAAAUUGAUGUUGUUUUGGGAAACCUGGUUCCGUUUUGAACUCUUUCUCUGCCCACUACGCCACGUUAUUGUGUUUUCUGUAUUGGCUGCUGCUGCUAUCACCGCUGGUGUGUCCGUGUAGAGAAGAGCAAACUUCCACUGUGUCUGAGGCAGAGGGAGACUUGGGCCUGCUUUUUACCUCGUCAAUUCAAUUGCAUUCUGUGGUUUUGACAUGGAGCACCGUGUUGCCGCCUCUUGAGACCUUUUUGGAGAAAAACAAAACAAACAAAAAAAAAGCUUAAAACAGAACUUUCCGUUUCUUAACUUUGCUAUUAUGAAGUGCCAGACCCUCCUUGAAGUCAGUGUUGGCACUGAGUCACGGGUUGCGAAUGAAGCGACAAACUGAGCAUGGAGGUAAGCUGUGGUGCUAAUCUGUCAGUGGCUGGGUGCUAACAUGGCUGUGUUAAAAAGCCGUUUUAGCCAUAUUAUUCCUUCUGUCGAUGACUCUAGUCAGUCUAGUGUUUCUGACUGCUGCACUGCUGUAUGCUGAUAUAGCGAGGUAUAACUGUUGCUGCUGCUUUGCUGAUGAAUGUAGACUAGUCUUCCUCAGCAGGAUCAUAAAGACAGACGUGAGUGUCUGGUUGUGCUACUUCCUGUUGGACUUUUGUUUGGAUACAGAGGGAGACUCUUGUCAUCAGGAUCCAGAAAGAUAAUGAAUGUUGUGUCUUUAUAUGGCGCUAUCCUGCUUGUAUGUUUAAACCUUUUAAACAUUUUUUUAUUAAUAUUAUGGUUUGAUAUUUAUGCUCUGACUCUGUCAAAAGUUGCAUGUUAGAAUUGUUUUUGGGGGGAAUUAUAUUUUGUUGCGUAUUUUUCCAGACCCCAGUGUUCAUACCAUUUCUUUGAUAUUUAUUUGUUUUGUCCUGUAAAUUUACAUGUAAGGAGACAACUUGUUGAAACGAGACUUAAUAGCUUUUCCACUGAAGCAGGCGUUACCAGGAGUCACAGACUUCACAUGAGGUUCACAGACAUGGAUCAAAGUCACAAUGAAACCAGUUUUCUUUCUGUUUUUUUUACUUGCCUGUAUAACUACAUAAUAAUUACUUACUUCAUUUUCUUGUACUUUUACAUAUAAAUGUUAUUAGAUUUACUCAUAGUAUAUCUAUAAUAUAACCUCAUCAUUUAGAUUUGUUUUCAAUCCUGUUACUGCACUUUGGAGAUGGUUAUAAUAUGACAUAUAAAUGGUUAUAAAGUCAUUAAUUAAUGUUUAAUUAGAUAGUGCAUCAAUAUAAACAUCAGAUUGCAAUUUAGGUUGACAACAGAGAUAUUACAAAUUAUAUAAAUCAGCUUAAAAAUGUAUUUAAAAAUAAACCAACGGAUAAUUAAUAUAGAUGGAUAAAACCCCAAAACAGACCAGCAUUUAAAUUUGCUAAUUGUUUCCCUAUUUACAGACUGCACCGACUUUAACCAGAUUUGGCCACGAAACUUACAAUACAUCUUAAAAAUAAUUUGUGUAAUUACAUAAAGAUACCACACAUAGUGGCUUCAGUUAUUACCUUCCUUGCCUUCAGUAUCUUAUGACUUUAUACUCUCUCGCAUUAUGUUCUGCCCUAAAGCCAGUGAAAGGAAGCAAGAUGCUGUCAGAGUUGUGGUUUCAUAGUGACUUUGAUUAAGCGUUGUCUGUGAAGCCCAUGAAGCGUUCUGUCAUUGAAGGUUUGAGGCGGUCAGACGGGGACGGUAGAGCCCGAAACCAGACUCAGCGAGUCGGCAAAGAGAACCUCUCCUUGACACAACUCUUCUUUUGUCAUGACCUUGGACCGAGGUUCGGGUGCUCCACAGCCUUGAAGCUCAGGUUAGGAGUCGGCUCGCCUGCUCUCUCUGUCUUUGGUGGGAAAAAUGUAAGCAUUUGAUCAGUUUUCUGGGAAAACUUUACGACUGCACCAGAGAUGUUUCGCCCCCUUCUGGGUGCUUUUAUUUUUAUCAGAAGGGCUUUGGUUCGCAGUUGUCUUGUCAGGGAGCUCCUGAUAUUAGCCAGGGGCCACUAAAGGCUGGUGGGCAGAGACUCCUCAUCCUCCCCUGCAAUGAAUGAUUGGGGGAGGGGAGUCAUUUCCUCUUCUACAGACUGAUCUUAUUGAAGCAAACGGCAACAACUCACCCGUGAUAAUACAAACAACCCCUCUUUCCAUAUCUACACACGUCAUCAUACAAUACUGCAGUAAUUUACAUCUCCUUCCAGAUUUGCCAAAAUGCAUGGAUAGACAUUUAACAAACAGGAAAUGUUUAUCCUAAAGCAUAUGUUCCGUUUUCUUUUUUUUCAUUUUUUUCUUCAAUUUUGAUAAUCAAGAUGGACAGUGAAAUGAUUUUAUAGUAAAAUCCAUACACGUCCAUGUAGAGGAUGUGGGAGGUAUCGGUCAUUCUGAGCUCCACAGCUACAUGCCAUUGUUAUGAUGCUUCUGGUCUUGUAUGGUAAACAAUUUGACUAGAUCAACAGCAUGGGAUCUUUCUGUAGAUAGUCCUGUGUGUGUGUGUGUGUGUGUGUGUGUGUGUGUGUGUGUGUGUGUUCCUCUCCCCAGUCUCAGUAGGAAGGCUGUACUUCAUUGCUAAGUGCUCUAUAAUAGAUCUCUUGGUGAUUUUAAUUUGUUUAAGAAGCAAAACCUGCAGGAAGUGUAUCCUGCUGAAACUAACUUCAUCCUCUCUUUAGCAAUGUCUAUAUUUGUAGUUCACAUAUAUGCCUGUUCGAAUACAAUAUCUUGACAGUUGUUAUAUUUAUGUUGUGUAAUAAAUGUUGUGCUGGGUUUUUACUUUUCUUUUAUCUAACUUUUGUUUUGUUUCACAUUGUUUUGUUUUUUUCUUUUCUUGGAUGCACAGUGGGUGGCUUUAUGCACAGGCAUGGAAAUCUAAAAUAUGUUUUUUUUUUUUUGGUUUGUACUACUGUAACAACUCAUUCAGUUUCAGAACUUCUGACAGUUUUGUCUCUGGCUGCUUGACAUCCUGCGGACACCUGCCCGGAAUCUCUGUUGUGUUAUUGUGCCUCUCUCUUUUUCUUUCUUAUUUUGUAAACCAUUAUUUCUCUGUUGUAUCAGCCGGGAGUUGGUACCACAGCUCUGCUUGUAACCACAAUAGUCUGAUUAUGUUUAUUGAUUUUAAUAUCAAAAUAAUAAAACCAUUAGCACCCCAUCCUUAAUCUUGUCUGUUUAAUUGGUUCAUGUAACUAUGUGCAGAUGGGGUUUAGGAUCACUGAGAUGAAGAGCCAAGUGUACAUAUUGAUUUGCGCAAAUAUUUUAAUUUAAUUUUCAUAGUAUUAGCAAAAAAACAUCAUCACAGGUUAUCUCAUUCCUCUAUAUAAACUUUUAAUGUAUGUAUAUGUCUAACAAGAUAAUAUAGGUAUAAGGAAGGGACAAAAUACAGGAACACUAUACCUAUUGACACGCUGUUGGAGAUUUCAGGCCCAAAUCUAUUAAUUUCUACUGAAGAUGUUUACGGGUCAGAAAUAUAUAGUUUCCCUUCUAGAAAAGGCUCAUUAUUUCCUAAAAAAACUUUUUUAGCAGGUGAUACUUAGAAGAAGGGAAAUAUAAUUUUGUAUAAUUUGGUGCUCUCAUAAGUAUUUCUGACAUUAUGCGUCUCACGUUUCAGGAAAGGGUUUCCUAGAAAAAAAGUAUUUUGUUUAAAUUUUUACUAUAAAACCGUACAUAUUUGGGAAACCAUGUUAUAACUAAAAUGUAGUUAUUGAAUGUGUUAUGCAGAGUUAGACUUCUAAUCUUUGACAUCAAUUAUUCGUUAAUAGGUAUAUCAAAUGUUAACAGAAUAAGUUAUUUAUUGAUCACACAGUGGUUUUAAUAUUUGCAGUGUGACAAACUAUUGCUUCGCCUUCAGUAGAGCGCGUCAUCUUUAGAGCCUCCAGCUUGCCGUACAAAAACAAAUAUGGCGUCUUCCGCGGACGUACACGUCCGAAUUUGUGGACAAGAAAUUAUAAAAUAUGACCUAGAAAUUAAGGCUCUUGUUCAGGACAUCAGGGAUUGCCCUGGACCUCAGUCAACUCUCAUGGAGUUCAACUCCCAGGUCAAAGAGAAGUUCAACAAGCUCAGACUGAGAAUACAGGAUCUGGAGCAGAUGGCCAGAGAGCAGGACAGAGAGACUGACAAACUGGCCAUCCAGGCAGAGACGGAGAGCCAGCGAAGGCAAAUGUUGAGUAACCAGACAGCGUGGAGGAAAGCUAACCUGGCUUGUAAACUAGCCAUAGACCACACGGAGAAGGACGAGCUGCUGCAUGAAGUAGAAAACCACAGCACCAGACAAAGGAAGGUGACCAAAGAUAGCCUAGUAGAGACCAGUAACAACAUCACAGAGAGUCUGAUGUCUAUGAGCAGGAUGAUGGCUGAACAGGUGAAGCAGAGCGAGGACACUAUCGGCACACUGGCCACUUCCUCAAGUACGGUGCAGGAAACCAACGACGAGUUUAAAAGCAUGACCGGGACCAUUCACCUGGGGAGGAGACUGAUCCUCAAGUACAACCGGCGGGAGCUGACAGACAAGCUGCUCAUCUUCCUGGCUCUGGCCCUCUUCUUCGCCACCGUCCUCUACAUCCUUAAGAAACGUCUCUUCCCUUUCAUUUAGCUGCCUCGCUAAAGAACUCACCCAGGCUGCAGGCUGUUGUAUCACUCAGCAGAAAGUUACCAUAUGGACUACAUGCAGAGUUGGAAGACUGGACUUUCGCACAAAGAGACGAGUGUCUAGUUAGAACGUUUCAUAUUGUUUAGCUUCUUAAUUAUUAGCUUAACAAUAUGCAAUAUGUGAGUUUAUAAAAUGGGUAUAAAGGUUCAACUUAAAUUGGUAAUAUGAGGUUUCAUGCAACAACAGUGAUAGGGUUAAAGCCUCAGCAUGCUUCAAACAAAUGUGUGCUGUUCAACCAUGUCUCAAGGUAAACGCUUUUAUA
This is a messenger RNA of Anarrhichthys ocellatus (wolf-eel), 7110 nucleotides long. RefSeq names its product BCL2 interacting protein 1b (gene bnip1b). The transcript has 6 exons. The record is from RefSeq and is a predicted model, not a curated record. Gene Ontology annotation, cellular component: endoplasmic reticulum; SNARE complex. Gene Ontology annotation, molecular function: SNAP receptor activity. Gene Ontology annotation, biological process: retrograde vesicle-mediated transport, Golgi to endoplasmic reticulum. The coding region runs from base 6099 to 6791 and encodes 230 amino acids. Lineage: Eukaryota; Metazoa; Chordata; Actinopteri; Perciformes; Anarhichadidae.